Perognathus longimembris pacificus (Pacific pocket mouse) is the source of this 3833-nucleotide messenger RNA. RefSeq names its product solute carrier family 1 member 3 (gene Slc1a3). The transcript is spliced from 10 exons. Bases 134 to 1762 code for a protein of 542 amino acids. Gene Ontology annotation, biological process: L-glutamate import across plasma membrane; L-aspartate import across plasma membrane; D-aspartate import across plasma membrane. Gene Ontology annotation, molecular function: neutral L-amino acid transmembrane transporter activity; glutamate:sodium symporter activity; L-glutamate transmembrane transporter activity. NCBI's taxonomy places the organism in Eukaryota, Metazoa, Chordata, Mammalia, Rodentia, Heteromyidae. Gene Ontology annotation, cellular component: plasma membrane. The record is from RefSeq and is a predicted model, not a curated record.
UUUUUUUUUUUUUUUUUUUUUUUUUUUUCAGAAAAGUUGUGUUCUCUUAACAUCAAAGAGGAGGUUUGACUUUCUGGGACAAAUUCUGAGAUCCUGAAGUGCCAAGAAGUAAUACCUCUAGAAAAGUAAAAACAUGACAAAAAACAAUGGAGAAGAGCCCAGAACAGGGGGAAGAAUGGAGAGAUUCCAGCAAGGAGUCCGUAAACGUACGCUUUUGGCCAAGAAGAAGGUGCAAAACAUCACAAAGGACGACAUUAAAAGUUACCUGUUUCGGAAUGCUUUUGUGCUGCUCACAGUCACUGCUGUCGUUGUAGGUACAAUCCUUGGAUUUACCCUCCGGCCUUAUAAAAUGAGUUACCGAGAAGUCAAAUACUUCUCUUUUCCUGGGGAGCUUCUGAUGCGGAUGCUACAGAUGCUUGUCCUACCACUUAUCAUCUCCAGUCUUGUCACAGGAAUGGCGGCCCUAGAUAGUAAGGCAUCAGGGAAGAUGGGAAUGCGAGCUGUAAUCUAUUACAUGACUACCACCAUCAUUGCUGUGGUGAUUGGCAUAAUCAUUGUCAUCAUCAUCCAUCCGGGGAAGGGCACAAAGGAAAACAUGUACAGAGAAGGCAAAGUUGUACAAGUGACUGCUGCAGAUGCCUUCCUGGAUUUAAUCAGGAACAUGUUCCCUCCAAAUCUGGUAGAAGCCUGCUUUAAACAGUUUAAAACCAACUAUGAGAAGAGAAGCUUUAAAGUGCCUAUCCAGUCCAAUGAAACACUCAUAGGUGCCGUGGUAAACAAUGUGUCAGAGGCCAUGGAGACUCUCACUCGGAUCCGGGAAGAGCUAGUCCCCAUUCCAGGAUCUGUGAAUGGAGUCAAUGCCCUGGGACUGGUUGUCUUUUCCAUGUGCUUUGGUUUUGUGAUUGGGAACAUGAAAGAACAGGGACAAGCCCUAAAAGACUUCUUUGACUCACUUAAUGAAGCCAUCAUGAGACUGGUCGCAGUGAUAAUGUGGUACGCCCCUCUCGGUAUCCUCUUCCUGAUCGCAGGCAAAAUCGUUGAGAUGGAGGACAUGGGCGUGAUUGGGGGGCAGCUUGCCAUGUACACGGUUACAGUCAUUGUGGGCCUGCUCAUUCAUGCAGUCAUCGUCCUGCCACUCCUCUACUUCCUAGUAACCCGGAAGAACCCUUGGGUUUUCAUUGGAGGGUUGCUACAAGCACUUGUCACAGCGCUGGGAACCUCUUCAAGUUCUGCCACCCUACCCAUCACCUUCAAGUGCCUGGAAGAAAAUAAUGGUGUUGACAAACGCAUCACCAGAUUUGUGCUCCCCGUGGGUGCCACUAUCAACAUGGAUGGGACAGCCCUCUAUGAGGCUUUGGCUGCCAUUUUCAUCGCUCAAGUUAACAACUUUGAACUGAACUUUGGACAGAUCAUAACAAUCAGUAUCACGGCCACGGCCGCCAGUAUUGGGGCAGCUGGGAUCCCUCAGGCCGGCCUGGUCACCAUGGUCAUCGUGUUGACAUCCGUGGGCCUGCCCACUGACGACAUCACACUCAUCAUCGCAGUCGACUGGUUCUUGGACCGCCUCCGGACCACUACCAACGUGCUGGGCGACUCCCUGGGAGCUGGCAUUGUUGAGCACUUGUCAAGACACGAACUGAAGAACCGAGAUGUGGAAAUGGGUAACUCAGUCAUUGAAGAGAAUGAGAUGAAGAAACCAUAUCAGCUCAUUUCCCAGGACAAUGAACCUGAGAAACCUAGUGACAGUGAAACCAAGAUGUAAACUAACCCAGAGAAAGGCUUUCUUGAGCACCAGGUGUUGGGAAAAAGUCAUUGUGAAAAUGUGUCCAUCUCGUUCUGCUCGUUUCUCCAGGGAGCCUUGCCUUCCUUCUUCCUCCCUACUCUGCUAGGAUUCAGCCAACAAACGAGGGGAGGACUUGACAGCAGCCACACAUUGGGGAUUUUAAAGAUCACUUCAUAUUAGUCUUGCCUAUUAAGGUACUGGGAUCAAAUACAAUCUUGAUCAAAUCUUACCCAAUGGUUGUGGCAUUAGAUCCUAUAAAUAUGAUUGCUUUAUAAGUUAAAGAAACAAAUACUAGGCCCAUUUUAAAAUUAACUUUUGAAAUUUAAAAAAGAAUUCCUUCAGCACACAUGAUUGGGUCUUAAUCUCAAAACGUGAUCCAUAACCAUGAGUUAUCAGUUGGCUAAAAGACUCUUUUUCCUUUUUACUUCUGUAAUCAGAUUCUUGCCUUCUCAGUAGCAGGACAGUCUCCAUACGCUCCUUGCACAGCCAUGAGGAAGGGCAGGAAGUAACAUGAGUCAAAUCUCAUCUGUCGACCUCAGGGUCUUCACUGAGUGAUGCUCUCGAUGCCUUUGGGUCCCUCUAGCUCAGACUUCCGGUGACAUCAAGAAAGAGGCUGUCCUGGGUUUCUCCCUUGCAAUUCCCUGCCAAGUACCAUUCCAUGGAGCCCAAGGCUCUCCAAGGACACUUCAUGUGAGUGGACAUUUCUGUCCAGGAGCAAGGUGUGUAGCACACCGGGUCCUCUGUCCCAAAUGGUGGUAAUGCAUGUUUCCAAGCAGGAGGCCACUCCAAGAGCAAAGUUGUUCAUGACACCCCUUGCCCAGUUCUUUCACCAGGGGGCAUACUUCUCUUCCUGUCUGCUCUUCUUGAACUGAAGGGGCUGCUCUGGGAGGGGUGUCUCUUUCCACUCUGCAACUGACAGUUAGGCCUUUAGGAAGUAAACAGGAGACUAGAAACUCGCAAGUGUGCUCUGGCCUUACUCCAGAACUCUGAGGGGAGGGAGGGGGGUAAAAGAAGAGUAUGGUUGACAUUAUAAAGGGAAGAUUUCAAGCACCAGGAGUAGAGGUCUUUAUUCUUUAUGAAAGAAUAAAACAUAUCUUUUCUUUUUUCCUGGAAACAUUUUUUUCUGUUCACUUCCAAAUCAUUCCUCCAAAGAAGUAUACAUACAAGAUAGAAGUUUACUUCUUACAUAUUUUGAAGUUAAAUUGUAUUGAGUUCUCUCUCUCUCUCUCUCUCUCUCUCUCUCUCUCUCUCUCUCUCUCUCUCUCUCUCUCUCUCUCUCUCUCGUGAGUUCAUGAACUGAGUGGGUGGUCUCUUAUCUGAACUUUUUUCUUUCACUUUAAUCAGAAGUUCUUGGAAUGAGGGAAACAAGACACUUCUUUGUGUGGAAAUUCCACUUACCAAACCAUUCAAAACUUGAGGCUAGAGUGGAGUUUGCUUUAGUUUUGUUUGUGUCCCAAAGAAAAAUGGGAGAAAACGAACCACUAUGAAGAAAUUGUCAAUGAGGUUACAAGGGAAGAGAACAGAGGCAUUUGUUCAGGCAAGGCAGCUCCUAGAUUUCAAGGAAAUUAAUUAUACCAACACCGCAUCCCAAAAUAUCCAGUUAAAGGCACUUAACAAGAGCCAUCAGAAAAUACCAGCUAAUGGUUAAGAAUUGACUUAAUUACGCUAACACACUGAACAUCUAGAUGUACAUCUUCUGCUAUAAAAUGGAGACUUUUUUAUAUAUAGGUCCUGAGCAUUGUGGGUGUGUCAAGGUUAACUUAGGCUGUGGUGGAGUAACCAUUUAAUGUCUAGGCUCCUUUUGGGAAAUACACUACAAAAGUUAAUGUACAUGCUGUCAUCUUAUGACACUAAGUAGAGUACAAAUUAAUCAUGUCAAAUUAAUGCUGUCGCACACUGUGAUUUUUUUUAUACUAACCAUUCUUAUGAAAGCAGCUCCUCUAGGUCAAUCCUCCUACCAGCCCAUCCCGGGCUCCCUUGUUCUUAUCCCCAGUGCAGACUGGGCAGCAUGACAUUGUAGGUGUAUUUUCAAUAAAGAAAAAAAAAUAGU